Molecule: messenger RNA, 495 nt
Organism: Apis cerana (Asiatic honeybee)
Lineage: Eukaryota; Metazoa; Arthropoda; Insecta; Hymenoptera; Apidae
Gene: RpS27
Product: ribosomal protein S27
Biological process (GO): translation
Cellular component (GO): ribosome
Molecular function (GO): structural constituent of ribosome
Source: RefSeq, a predicted model, not a curated record
AUUAAUUUGAAUUUAAUGAGUUGAUAACACUGAUUCACUAGUAGGGAAUUUAUUCAUAUAGAACCAAUUGGUUCCUGUUCUUUUCAGUUCAUAACGUUGUUGUAAAAACACGUGGUAAAAAGUGUAAUUAUUAAAUUUAAAGCAAAAUAAAAACAUAAUCAGAAUGCCUCUUGCUAAGGAUUUUCUUCACCCAAGUCCAGCUGAAGAAAAAAGAAAACAUAAACUAAAAAGGCUUGUACAAAAGCCAAAUAGCUAUUUUAUGGAUGUGAAAUGUCCUGGAUGUUAUGCUAUCAAAACUAUCUUUUCACAUGCACAGAGAUCAGUAGAAUGUGAUGGAUGUCGCACAAUAUUGUGUACAUCCACAGGUGGUAAAGCUCGAUUGACAGAAGGUUGUUCAUUUAGAAGAAAAGUUCAAUGCUAAUAUAAUGAUGGUUAAGACAAUAUAAUGUAUACAUUUCUCUUUAUAUUCAAUAAAUAAACAGAAUUAUUACUUAA